This is a messenger RNA of Rhopilema esculentum, 2317 nucleotides long. The record is from RefSeq and is a predicted model, not a curated record. Lineage: Eukaryota; Metazoa; Cnidaria; Scyphozoa; Rhizostomeae; Rhizostomatidae.
AUUUCUCAGAAAAAAUAUUAAUACGACGUAUAAUUGUAAUAAGUAGAAAAUGUUUUGGGGCUAUUGAUUCUGGUUGAAUUCGUUACCUCCGAUAUUCUACAUUUUGUACAAGUACAAAAUAUCAUCAAAUUCAUGGAAACAAUAACGCUGCGAAGCAUAGAGAAGCUGGGAGAUCUUUGAAGCUAAUUUUGAAGAUUGAGCUACUUCAUGUUGUAUGGAGAUCGGUCAUGAAUACGCAGUGAAUACCCUAGACGGUACUUUAACCAAUCAAAAUGCUCCUUUCCAUGAAUAAUAUUUGCCGUUAAUCAGCUAAAACAAUGGUUCUGUACGCUGAGAAAUAUGCAGCGUACAGCCUCAAAGUUGGUUCAAAAUAGUCUCGUUAUGAGAUCGAUAUAAACAGUUAAUGGACGUCGGAGCGGUUGGAGUGAUGGAGCUGCACCGAAAACAGUAAACAUGACAUAAUUAAAAAACUAUUGCAAUGUCCGUAUUACUGUUUCAUAAUCAUUCUCUCAUUUGACCACUAAACUUAAUCUACCAACAGCAAAGUGGAAAGGAAAGGGUUCAAGAUGCGCUUUCCAAAUGCCUCUGUUGGUGAGCAAAUUCGAAGGUUGUUCUAUGCUGUAACUCCAAAGGAGACAACGUUCGAGAAAGUCGAAGAUGUGCCUAAUUACUUGAAUGAAGCACUACCCAUUUUCCUUGCUGCAAUUGCAGUCGAAUAUGUAGUCGCGAUACUGAAAGGAAAACCAACACUACGGUUCAAUGAUGGCUUGAGCUCCUUCCAUAAUGGUAUCCUGUCUCAGUUAAUGAAGAUCAUGGUCCUAAUUGCGGAAUUCACUCUCUAUUUGUUUGUUCAUGAUAAUUAUCGGAUAACAACUUUGCCUUGGGAUUCUCCAUGGACCUGGGUUCUAUCUUUUCUGUUCAUUGACUUUCUUUACUACUGGUUUCACAGAGCUACUCACGAGGUCAAUUUCCUAUGGGGUGCCCACCAGGUUCAUCACAGCUCUGAAGACUACAAUCUUUCGACUGCCCUGAGACAAUCUGUUGUACAGAAGUACACAAAAUGGAUUUUUUACUUGCCACUGGCUCUUGUCGCUCCUCCAUCUUCUUAUUAUGUACACACCCAGUUGAAUCUCCUGUAUCAGUUUUGGAUCCAUACAGAGGUAAUCGAGUCCCUGGGACCUUUAGAAUAUAUUCUGAACACCCCGAGUCAUCACCGAGUCCACCAUGGCCGAAAUCCAUAUUGCAUAGACAAGAAUUACGGCGGGACACUGAUCAUAUGGGAUCGUUUGUUUGGUACAUUCCAAGCUGAAAAGGAAGAGAAGGUGGUUUACGGUUUGGUUCACCCACUGGGAUCUUGGAAUCCAAUCUACAUACAGCUCUGUCACUUCCAGUAUAUGUUUCAAACAUUUUGGAAAAUGGAUGGCAUCCGAAACAAGAUUUCCUUCGUGAUAAAAGGCCCUGGCUGGGUUCCUGGAAGUCCACGUCUUGGCAACCCGGAAGACAUUCCCGAUAUCGAGCAUCCAGUUGUGAAGUUUGAUACAACAACCCCCCUGAUCCAAAAUUUGUAUGUGGUAAUGCAUAGUUUGGUUCUGGUAACCGCAUUUCAGGAGUUGGCAGCCAAAAGAUUUAUUCUGAGUGUUGCCCAUAUAUGGUCUGUUGGUGGAUUCAUUAUCUUUACAAUGACAAGUAUUGGGUUCUUGUUAGAACGCCGGUCUUUCGCUGCCCCGCUAGAGACAUUGCGAUGCCUCCUCUUCAUUGUUAUUGACCUGGUGACAUCUUCAAAGAAAUACGACUUGGCAGUUUUUUCUGGAAAUAAACUGGAUAUCGUAAGAAUGGUUUAUGUGGUAUCUGCUUUCAUUUGGACCGUUGUCUCCUUGAAAGAGCACAGAAACAGCAAAGCCAAAGCAGAGUAAAAGACUAGUGACAAUCAUGGUCAUUAGUUAGAAGAACAUUGAGCAUGCAGCAUUUUUAUAACGUUAUACAUAUAUAUAUAUAUAUACCCAUUUAUAAAGCUACAUUUGGAUCACUGCAUGAUCUAUAUUGAUUUUUCCAAAUGAACGGUUUAUUUUGAAUCAAUAUUUUUGUAAAGAAGAGUAUUGCUUGAUUCCAAGCAAAUUUUUGUCCAUCCCGAUCGUCACCUUCGCAGAUAUUAUUUGCAGAAUAAGCAGUUAUAUCUAAUAGUCUUUAUCAAGAAACUUGAUUCUCUAGUUAUUUUUGUAGUAAAUGAUAGUGAUAAUGUGGUUCGAUGUAGUUUUUUUAAUUGUAAAACAAAAUUUAUAUAUAUAUCCAUUAUGAAUAUAUCCAUUAUGAAAUUCAA